AUGGCGACCAGGAAAGUCCGGUACAAGAAACUGAGCCCGAAAACGGCUCUACCCGUGCUCAAAGAGGAUCAAAUCGAUCCGUCAGAGUAUGAGUCGCUCACCAACGAGGGCCAAAUCGCGACCGGCGUCGAACAGGCUGAGGAAAAUGAGUACCAUCUUCAGGCGGUCCUCCAGAGUGCUGGGGUCGCUGCCGAUAAGGAAAUCCCCGUGCCGCCACCCCAGGAGAGCACGCUCAACUAUGACGAGCUCUACCCUCGACCGUUCUCCAAGACGUCAACAUAUAUCCGCUUCUCCCAAACCGUGGAAGAAUGCAUUGGGUGCAUGUAUGACAUGACGGAGGAUGAUGAGGCCUUUCUCAAGUCGUAUAACCAGAAGCGAGCCGCAUCGGCUCAACUCUCGGAGGAUGACUUCGAGAAGGUCAUGGAGGUGUUUGAGGACACCGCCUACAUCAAAACCCCCUUCGCCUCGAUAGACCAAACCAUAGUUCCGUACGAUGACAUGCUGCAAGGCUUGCAGGAGCUUGAAAAAGCCAAAAUCCUGCCUCAUGCCAAGGAGCUUUAUGAGUACUGGAAAUCUCAACGUCAGGCGUCGGGCAACCGGCCGCUUCACCCGACGCUCAAGUUCGAGACACACCAGGAGAGUGAUGAUAUGGAUCCUUAUGUCUGUUUCCGGCGUCGUGAAGUUCGUCAAACUCGAAAGACGAGGGCCAGAGAUGUCCAGAGCGCAGAUAAACUCAAGCGCUUGCGGAAAGAACUCGAGGAGGGUCGCCAACUAGUCCUGGCCUCUCACAAUCGCGAACUUCUGAAGGCGGAGAUGCUGAAGGCAGACCGCGCUAUCUUCGAGCUCAGAUCUCAGCUCAAGGAGCAAAAGAUCCGCUUGGGCAUCAAAACUGAUGACGACGACCUUAUCAAUCAGAAGCCGCAAAAGAGAAAGGCUCCCGAGGCCUCUGCUACCCAGCGGCCGCCACCGCCAGCGCAACUUCGCAUUUCUAUCCGGCUGGAUGGCCGGCCCGCUGAGGCUGAUCUCUCCCUCCUGGCUGACCGAUUGGCCGAGAAGGAGAAUGAGCUCCGCAUCGAUAUCGAGAAGAAGGUGCAGAGCCAUAGUGAAUGGAAUCGGAACCAUGUGGAUUUGACACGAGGCCCAUUGUCGCCGGUUCGAGGACUUCGAAAGGACGCUAGCUUUAGACCCGCAAAGGCUCAGUAUUUGAUGACACCGCCGGCGUCGGCUUCGUCGGCGUCCCUGGAAGAACCGACACCAAUGGACCUUGACAAACCGCAAAACCCGGAGACGGUCUUUAAGUUCAGGAGCGUAGCCCGGGAUGAGCAGUCGAGGGAGAAUCCACCAGCAUACCGGCGGCGCAUCGGCCGGCUUAAUAGGUUGUGGAUUGACCGUCGUGGUCUUGCAAGUCCGCCCCGUGAGGUCAGCGCCGAUGUAUCAGAUCGGUGGAAGUAUGAUCAGUCGUCGGAUGAUGAGGAAGACCCGCCCAUAUACGAAGUCGAUCCCUUCGAUAUGCGGGCUUUGAAGUUCCGCGCCUCGAUCCCGCUGCCGCCGUGGAUGACGACGCGAGUAGCAGUACCAAACCCGAGGGCACCGCUACCGCCCCCACAGCAUCCACAAUCAAUACCACAACAGCAGCUGCCAACGCAGCUGCCGCCACAGCCACCGCCAGCAACAUGA
Messenger RNA from Canariomyces notabilis, 1677 nucleotides. Its product is annotated as EPL1-like protein. Gene Ontology annotation, cellular component: piccolo histone acetyltransferase complex; NuA4 histone acetyltransferase complex. The record is from RefSeq and is a predicted model, not a curated record. The transcript is spliced from 3 exons. Gene Ontology annotation, biological process: regulation of transcription by RNA polymerase II. The coding region runs from base 1 to 1677 and encodes 558 amino acids. NCBI's taxonomy places the organism in Eukaryota, Fungi, Ascomycota, Sordariomycetes, Sordariales, Chaetomiaceae.